Hippocampus comes (tiger tail seahorse) is the source of this 893-nucleotide messenger RNA. RefSeq lists its product as uncharacterized. NCBI's taxonomy places the organism in Eukaryota, Metazoa, Chordata, Actinopteri, Syngnathiformes, Syngnathidae. Bases 57 to 893 code for a protein of 278 amino acids. The record is from RefSeq and is a predicted model, not a curated record. The transcript has 2 exons.
ACCACCACAAGCUUGAGGUCCUUGCGGGUCCUCCAGGCACCCGCGCGAGCAAAAGCAUGAGUGUUUUCAGCAAUCUUGUCAGGUUUCUUGUCUCAAAUAAGGCGAACAAGAAGAAAGCGGACAGGUCCAAAGAGCCACAUGAAAUGUCAAAUGAAGACGGCGUCCCCAAGUCCGUCUCGGAGAGCGGCUCCAUUCAGACGCAGGACGAGAACAAUCCCCUGCUGGUGGCGGACAAGGACCGGCAGAAAUCUCAGGCCACCUCGGAGCAAGUUCAGAGCGGCAAAGUCGGCGGCCGCAGCGAUACCGCAGACGGGCGCCGCGAGCGCACAGGUGAGGCCCGGGCCCUCCGGACCGCCUCGGGCGUCCCCCCCGCGCAAAAGACGGAGGACAACUCGUGGCUCCAGGAGUACUUGGAAAAAACGCCCGCCAGGACGGCGCGCGAGAAAGAGUGGUGCGAGUGGUUCGCCCGGCGGGAAAAAGAAAGCAACGCCCGCUUUCAAAGGGCGCUGCAGGGCGUGCAGGACACCAUGAUGAUGUUCGGCAGCCAGCUGGAGGGCACCAAACGCGACAUGGACGCCACGGUGGCAGACCUGCGGGCGCAGAUGCUCAGCCUGCAGCGGAGCAUGGCGGCCGGAAUCGUGCAACGGGACGAGCGCAUCGCCAAACUGGAGUCGCAAAAUUGUCUUCUCCCGGGGAGCCGGAUGCACAACGCCGCCCCGCUGGACUUGGAGCCGCCCCACCACCUACCGUAUGACUGCCACUUUGCGCCGGUCACGCCGCCCUUCUUCAUCUUGCGGAACUCCAGCACCCAGUACCCCAUGCCCGACGGCGGCUUUCCCGCGUACCUGCAGCCCCCCCUCGAUCUGGAUCGCCGCUCGCCUCCUUUUGUUUGA